Molecule: messenger RNA, 1825 nt
Organism: Sphaerodactylus townsendi
Lineage: Eukaryota; Metazoa; Chordata; Lepidosauria; Squamata; Sphaerodactylidae
Gene: SLC51A
Product: solute carrier family 51 subunit alpha
Exons: 9
Coding region: 110-1123 (337 amino acids)
Biological process (GO): bile acid and bile salt transport
Cellular component (GO): endoplasmic reticulum membrane; plasma membrane
Molecular function (GO): transporter activity
Source: RefSeq, a predicted model, not a curated record
CCCUGCCUUGGCAAACACGCCAGCACGCUGUGCUUCUUCAACUCAGGGCCAGAGAGCUGCGUCUCGGAUCAACCGCUUCCCCGAGGACAUCUUCCAGAAGACAGGAGCCAUGGAAGAGCUGGUGAGAGACCCCAGAUUUCCCCCUGAGCUGAUCCACCUGCUGAUAGACAAUUACAGCAUCCCCGUCGCCUGCUUCUCCAAACCACCUGGGGCUCUGCAACUCCUUCACGUUCAGACCACCAUUGAACACUGUGUCACAGGCACGGUGACCUUCCUGACCCUGUUUUCCAUCGUCAUCUUCACCGAAGAAGCUCUGUAUCUCUCCAAGAAGGUCUGUUGUCCUGCCAAGAUGAAAACUCUCAUCUGGAGCAGCUCAGCGCCCACCGUAGUCUCAGUGUUCUGUUGCAUCAGGCUCUGGGUGCCGCGCUCCAUGAUGGUGGUGGAAAUGGCGGUGGGCGCGUACUUUGCCGCCUGCUUCUACCUGAUGAUGCUGGUCAUCGUGGAGGGCUUUGGGGGGCCGCAGGCCGUGCUCAAAGCCCUGAAGGGCACCCCCAUGGUGAUAAGCACAGGGCCGUGCUGCUGCUGUUGCCCCUGCUGCCCCCGCAUCCAGAUGACCAAGCACAAGCUGAGGCUGAUGAUCCUGGCUACUUUCCAGUACGCCUUCUUGAAGACAGCCUGCACCUUCCUCGGCUUGGUCCUGGACACGGAAGGUCUCUACGACCCCUCUGACAUUUCAGCCGGGAGCGUGGCUCUGUGGAUCAACACGGGCCUCGGGGUGUCCACCCUCUUUGCCCUCUGGGGACUGGCGGUCCUGUUCCGGCAAGCCAAGGGGCACCUCAAAGACCAGAACAUAGUGGGCAAGUUCGUUUGCUUCCAGGUUGUCCUCAUCCUGACGGCGCUACAGCCCUCCAUUUUCAGCGUCCUGGCAAAUGGGGGCCAGAUCGCCUGCUCCCCGCCCUUCUCCUCCAAAGCAAAGUCGCAGCAGAUGAACAUGCAGCUUCUCAUCGUCGAAACCUUCCUGAUGACGGUGCUGGUCCGGAUGUUUUACCGGAAGGCGGACGACAGAGCGGCGUACGAUCUGGUCACCCCGCCGGAAAGCAAAGCGGAGAACGGCAGCCACUGAGCCGGGCCCGAGGCCCAUCUGGUCUCAAAUCCGGGGGGCAGAACGCAGACGAGGACACUGAAUUCUGUGAAAUAUUAUUGACUCUGGAGCCCCCAGUAGCAAGAAGACGGCAAUCCCCAGGAGAAUACGGGACAGAGGCAGAAGGAUGGUAGAUUACUGCCUGUUUCCCAAAAGCGCAUGGCACCGAUAUGCUAUCCAGGGGUGGCCCACCUAUGGCGCUCCAGAUGUUCAUGGACUACAAUUCCCAUCAGCCCCUGCCAGCAUAUGGUGGCAGGGCCUGAUGGGAAUUGUAGUCCAUUAACAUCUGGAGUCCCUUAAGUUGGCCACCCCGUGACAGCUAUACCUUCCCUUCCAGAUCUUCGCAGUUAAAAACCGUGACAUGCUUUUAACACCCCGAUUUACAGCCCCGUGCAUUGCGGCCUCAGCUCCAGUUGCCAAUCUGCUGCUGAGUCCUGGAGAUCUCCCGGAACGACAACUGAUCUUUAGACCGCGGAGCUCAGCUCCCUUGGAGGAAACGGCCGCUUUUGAAGGGUGGACUUUGUGACAUCAUAUCCUGUGGAGGUUUACUUCCAGAUCUCCAAGAACGCCACGAUCCAGGACCGCUACCCUCCUCCCCUGGUUGCAUGCGGCAUUCCUUCACUCUGCAAGAAUCGUUGGUUUAAAAGCUAGUGAUUGGCUCCUUUGGUAAAGAUACGAGAGAAA